GGGUACGGAGGCCGUAAUGAGACCGCGGAGUCCGCCUGCUACGGAGUAAAGCUGCUGCCCCGUCAGCCCCCUUUUCGCGACGCGGCUCGCUGCUUCCGCGUCGGCCGCGAAGGGAUGGGGACUCGGACUCGGAGUCUCCGCGGGGACUCCCGGCCAUGAAAGGCAGGGACUCGGCAGGGAGCUCAGCACCUGCCGCUGCACGGGGACCGCUUGGCGGGCGGGCUCCGCCUAGCUCACUGCUAUGGACAGUGCGAUCACCUUGUGGCAGUUCCUUUUACAACUCCUCCAGGAGCCUCGGAACAAGGAUAUCAUCUGCUGGACCUCCAAUGACGGAGAGUUCAAGCUACUGCAGGCGGAAGAGGUGGCCCGCCUUUGGGGGAUCCGUAAAAACAAGCCCAGUAUGAACUACGACAAACUCAGUCGUGCUCUCAGAUAUUACUAUGUGAAGAACAUCAUCAAAAAAGUGAAUGGCCAGAAGUUUGUUUACAAGUUUGUGUCUUACCCGGAGAUUUUGAAUAUGGACCCCUUAGCGGUUGGCAGGAUUGAGGGUGAUGCCGAGUCUCAGACGGGCUCGUUAGACGUUAGCAAUGCUGCAAAGGACGUGGAGAAUUGUGGGAAAGAGAAGCCUCAGCCCUGUGCAAAGUCCUCCAGCCGCAAUGAUUAUAUCCACUCAGGCCUAUAUUCUUCAUUCACUUUGAACUCCCUGAACUCUUCCUCUUGUGUAAAACUCUUUAAGCCAAUCAAAAUGGAGAACCCGACUGAGAAACCGUUGGAGAAAAAAGGUGCUCAGGAUCCGACACCGUCGGUCAUAAAAUUUGUGACCGUAUCCUCAAAAAAGCUUUCAAUCUCUCCCCUCGCCUCUACUGCUCAGCCGCCCUCUACUCUGUCAGCUGCCUCCACUCUCCCUUCUGGCUCAGAUGAGAGUCUGCAGGCUUUGGAGUCCCUGGUAACACCGAAAGCGUCUCCCACUGAGACGUCCACAUCCUUGCUGAGCUUGACCACCAAUUUUGCCCCUACGCCUCCUGCAGCCUCCGUUUCUCCUCCUCUCCAGGUUCCUCCCAGGUCUCCUUUGCCACCUUCAAGUUCUGACCUGGCUAUAGACACAGAUCCUGAGCCUGUGUCGUGCCAGCAGCUGGACCAUUCUCAGAACCAAGCCUUGGAGUUCAAAGAGCAGGGUUCCUCCAUGCUAGAAAAGGAGUUUCGUCAUAGCCGAACUAGAAAGCCUAAAGGGCUGGAAAUUGCUCCCACUCUGCUCAUUACUGGCAGUGACCCAAGUCCGCUGGGGAUACUAAGCCCUUCUCUCCCGACUGCUUCUCUUACACCAGCAUUUUUUUCACAGACGCCUAUUUUGCUGACCCCAAGCCCCUUGCUCUCCAGUAUCCAUUUCUGGAGCACUCUCAGUCCAGUUGCCCCUCUCAGCCCGGCAAGAUUGCAAGGUGCUAACACCCUUUUCCAGUUUCCAUCGGUGCUGAAUACUCAUGGACCAUUUACGAUAUCCGGAAUGGACGGGCUCUCCACUCCUGGGCCUUUCUCCCCAGAUUUGCAGAAGACAUAGGGCAUGGCCUUCUAGGAAAAGGACAGGUGGGAAUCAAGAUAAAGAGGUUUCAUCGAAAUGAUGAAAUCUGGUUUGCAAUAUGGGGUUUGCAAUUCCACAGAGACAAUAUGAACAGGCUUGGGUUUUUUUUUUUUGCUAUUCCCAGUUUAAAUGCCUUUUCAAAAAUUCCUUUCAAGACGUAAGGGAAUUGUUAUGGAAACGCCUUAAUUGGAGACUGUCCUCCAAGAUCACUUUUCUCACCUGGUUCUUCUGAUUUAAAAAGGCUUCUCUUGGUAAAGGGAUCUCCUUUGGUUUUUGAUUUUUCUUGAGGGGGGUGGAAUGCAAUGAUUGACUCUGCAGCAGCUGAUACCAGUCACAACUUUCCUUUUUGACUGGUAACCUUUUGCCCCUUUGCUUCUUGUGUAACCUAUCAAAAUAUUAAUCGCUAUUGGAAGCUGGCAUUCCAAGAAAUACUUGGAAAAGGUUUUUUUUUUUAAAGGCUUACUUUAGGGUUUAUAAUUUCUCUAUUAGUAAUGCAGGAAUGCUGUACGAAAAUAUAUUAUCUCUUUGUAAGAGGAAACUUUUCAGGAGCAUUUUAUGGUGAUAUAGAAGAACUGGGCAAAUUUUUAAGGGUGUUGCCUGUAAAUAGAGAAGAUCUAGCUGUGUAUCCUUUAGCCAAAAUUGUUGAUUCAUCUCCAGAGAAAUGCAUAGCACAUGGAAUGAAUGAAUCGUUUUGGUCUUUAGAAAUAUUUGGAUGUUUUACGUCUGGUAUUGCUUGGUAGGUUUAAAAAACAAAACCCUGAUAUUUAAAGAAGCAAACCAUUCUAAUUGCAGAUCCUGGCAACUGAUGUUUUGUGGCAUUUGGGUAACCAUAUAUCUGAUAUGCUGUGUGUGGUGUUGUCUUGAUGCUUGAUAAGGUUGUAUGUAGAUCUGACAUUUGGGCAGUGAAUGUUUGCUUGUAUUCUAUUAUUUUAUUCUCCCCUGUCCCCUUUCAACAAGUAAGGUAUCCAAAGAACAGUCAGUGCUGCUCUUGGCCCCUGAUACCUCUGGGUGAUCCACUUUUCUUUUUGGCCACGCUCUCACUUGGAUUUAAGGUUUGAGCAUGUUGAUGCUCCUAAAAGUAGAAAUAAUGUGUGGUUAUUUGAAAGUGUUCCUGUUGAUGAGGAGGGUGUGAGUGGGAAAGGUCAAGUUGGUGUGGGCUGCUUUCAGACUGCACUUAAUCUUGUGGCAAGGGAGUGGUUAAACCAUACUUGAACUGUUCUUGGAUGUCUCCACUAUGAGGAUAGUUUAGAUGUAAUUUGGUGGUCAUGUUAUGCCGGCUUCCUGAUGUGGCGGUCUGGCUUAUAUGACUGGAAAUUGAAAGUAUGACGGGAACCUGGAUAGAUGUUUACAGCGUUAGUUGUUAUCUCCGUAGAAAAAAAGAUGCAUUGAGAGGCAUAGUAUUUCUGCAUAAGUGCUACCCUUAUCUUCUAGAUUUGGCCCAAAGUCCCGAAAGUACCACAAGACCUGUAGCGUCACAUAGCUAUUUGAUGGAAAGGUAAGAUAAAUACCAGGGGUGGUGUUUGGAAGGGUUUUUCUUUUUUCUUUUUCUUUUUAAUUGGG
Lacerta agilis (Sand lizard) is the source of this 3136-nucleotide messenger RNA. Its product is annotated as ETS domain-containing protein Elk-4-like. Gene Ontology annotation, biological process: cell differentiation; regulation of transcription by RNA polymerase II. The record is from RefSeq and is a predicted model, not a curated record. Bases 242 to 1555 code for a protein of 437 amino acids. Gene Ontology annotation, cellular component: nucleus. The transcript has 5 exons. Gene Ontology annotation, molecular function: DNA-binding transcription factor activity, RNA polymerase II-specific; sequence-specific DNA binding. NCBI's taxonomy places the organism in Eukaryota, Metazoa, Chordata, Lepidosauria, Squamata, Lacertidae.